Messenger RNA from Salvia splendens (bonfire salvia), 3797 nucleotides. RefSeq names its product protein kinase G11A. Gene Ontology annotation, molecular function: ATP binding; protein kinase activity. NCBI's taxonomy places the organism in Eukaryota, Viridiplantae, Streptophyta, Magnoliopsida, Lamiales, Lamiaceae. The transcript is spliced from 2 exons. The record is from RefSeq and is a predicted model, not a curated record. Gene Ontology annotation, biological process: protein phosphorylation. The coding region runs from base 683 to 3388 and encodes 901 amino acids.
UUUAUGAUAUAUCUCUGCUCUUUCUUCCCCAUUAUUUCAAAAAGAUCGUUUUUUAAAACUUGAUUUUCUUCUGCUUCCAGAGAUUUUACUUGAGCUCAUAAUGUGCCUUAGUUUUUGUCUAAAACCAUUAGCUAAUUUGAAACUUUCUUGUUUUUUCUAUACCAAUUUGGAUUCCCAUGGAUAAGUGAAAUGGGAGAUGGUCCAGUUUUUAUUGCUUUGCUGGAUAUUCAUGAUUUCCCUACUGUUUGAUUGACUAGUUACUGCUUGUAUUUGUUGAUUUGUAACUGAAUUGUGCAUAAAUCAAUGUAAAAGAUAAUGACUUUAGAGCAAAUGCUAUAAGCUUUCUUUGCUUCUCUUUACAGAGCCAGUCAAAAUCUUCAACUCAUUGUCGCUUAUUUUUUAAGUUCAUGUGUUCAGAUGCAUUUUGAAACAUUCAUCUUUAUGUUUUGAAACGUUCAGUUAUGUUAAUUGCUGGUGCAAACUCCUGAUCAAGAUUUUGAAUAUUGAAUCAGGGAUUAAGGUGCUGGUGAAGCUGUAAGAGAAUUGGAGUUUGUGUAAUUCUUGCAACCUUUAUAUUAUAGCCAGGAUUUGGUCACAAUGAAUACACUGUUAUGAUUCUUCUGUAGGCUUCAGUGGUUGUGGGUUUAGAUUCGUGUGAUUAGUCACAUAGCAAGACGUUGAAAUGGGCUCUUCACGUGCUCUUUGUGAAACAAUUGAGUCGAAGAAUGAGUUUAGUACAGCUCAGAGGCCACAAGCACAGCCCGUGCUGAAAAAAUGCUAUAGCAGAUGCGUAGAGGAUGAUAUCAAUAAGCUGUUCGAAGCUGUUAACGUGAGAACAUCCAAGAGUUUAGAUCUGUCAGAGUCAGAGUCGUGGAGGAACGGUUCAAAGAGGUCAAUGAGGUCUCCUGGUUCUAACUCUCCGGGAACUGGAUUUUCAGAACCAGUUUCGCUGAAGCAGGCACUCAGGGGUCUUUGCAUUUCUCAGGCAGCAGAGACGGCUGCAAUAAAACGACUGUCAAUGACAUCUGCUUCUCCUAGGAUUUCGGAAGCUGGAAAGCACACAAACUUGUUCAGGUCUGUUGUAACUGAGGCUGGUGGAUCUGGAUGCUCUCCGACUCAAGAAAGUAUCUCAUUUUCUUCUAGGAGUUUGACUUGGAGCCAUCGUUCCUGCAAGAGUUCACCUGUUCAAAGUUCCAGUUCUUCUCCUGGUCGUAGCAUUAAACAAGAUAUGAAGAGUAUAUUAAGCAUAUCUAUUGAACCUGGCCAUCAAGUAGCUGAUUGUGAUGGAUAUGACGUUGAAAAAUCUAUCACGAAUGAAGAAAAUGUCAAAUGUAAUUCCAGUAAGCAGCCUAAUCAGAGUGCCCUUUCUUCUUCCCAAAUUCCUUCUACUUCAGUACUCGAGGAAUCAAAGUUGUCUCCUGUUUGUAAGGAAAUUGCGCAAGCUUCAGAAGUUGAUACACAGGUGGAAAUUGCUCAUACAAUUGAAGAAAAACAUAAUUUAUUGUCAGUUGUGCCUCAUCAUAACUCUCAUGAUGGCCAAAAAAAUGUAGCAAGUGGUCCAAUUAAGAAUUCUGCCUCUUCCUUAAAAGUGGUAAAGAGGGCAGGACCUAGAUUGAGACGAAAAUCAAAGUUACAGACUGCACCUUUGUUAGGUGCAGCGAGAAGCAAUAAAGACGUUAGAUUGGCUAAAAUCACCCCUCAUAAUGUGAGCACAGGCGCGAGGAACAAGAAUCUCAUCAUAAUGAAAUCAAAGAAAGUAGCUGCAUCGGCUGAGGGUAGUUCAAAAUCAUCUGAUGAAGUAAAUAGUAGCUUGGACCGUGGUUCUGGACAAUUAAUCUGUCAGAGGUGUCAAUGUGCUUUAAAGGAUACAAAUGUGGGUUCCAGUGACAAUCCUCUGGCAGCUACUACUACUGAAUCUUUUACAGGUGGUGGGAACCACACGGCAUUGGUGGCAAGCAAAUCAGAUUCAAUUCCUUCUAGCUGGGAGAAUAGGGCUACUACAGUUAAUAAAACAAACAGAAACAUGAAACUGAAUGAGAAAGGGGACAUCUCCCAAAGCUCGAGCAGCAUAUGUGAUUUGAGUAGUAGCACCACUAGCCUCAGUGAAGAGAGCGGUAUUAUAAGUGGGUCGAUUUAUGGAAACAGGCCACACAUGUCGAAGGACAUGAGAUGGGGAGCAAUUAACCGUAUAAUGAAACAAUUCGGUUUCCUUGGGCUGAGUCACUUUAAUUUGCUGAAAAAACUUGGAUCCGGGGAUAUAGGCACUGUUUAUCUUGCUGAGCUGAUAGGAACAAACUGCCCAUUUGCAAUAAAGGUUAUGGAUAACGAGUUCUUGGCAAGAAGGAAGAAGAUGCCCAGGGCUCAAACAGAAAGAGAAAUUUUAAAAAUGCUUGAUCAUCCGUUUCUUCCUACACUUUAUGCACAAUUUACAUCAGACAAUUUAUCAUGCUUGGUCAUGGAGUUCUCUCCGGGGGGAGAUUUACAUGUACUUCGACAGAGGCAGCCUGGCCGAUAUUUCCCAGAGCAAGAGGCAAGAUUUUAUGUUGCUGAGGUCCUGCUUGCUCUCGAAUAUCUACACAUGCUUGGUAUUGUGUACCGAGAUCUCAAGCCUGAAAACAUUCUUGUUCGUGAGGAUGGUCACAUCAUGCUGACAGAUUUUGACCUGUCACUUAGAUGUUCUGUCAACCCGAUGCUCGUUAAAUCUUCAGCGCUGGGGAUGGAGCCACCUCGAGCUUCUGGUCCUUGUGCAGGAUCCAACUGCAUCGAUCCCUUCUGUAAUGGACCUUCAUGUCAAGUCUCGUGCUUUACCCCUGCUGGGCUAUUUCCCAGCAAUGCUGGAGCGAGGAAGCUAAAAGCUGAUGCUGCAGCUCAUGCUAAGUUGAUGCCUCAGCUUGUAGCCGAGCCAACAGAGGCACGGUCCAACUCCUUUGUUGGCACACACGAGUAUUUGGCUCCAGAGAUCAUCAAAGGCGAGAGUCAUGGCAGUGCUGUUGAUUGGUGGACAUUUGGUGUUCUUCUGUACGAGCUUCUCUACGGGAAGACUCCGUUUAAAGGUGCUGGAAACGAGGAGACGCUGGCCAACGUGGUUCUACAGCCGCUGAGGUUUCCCGAUUCCCCUAUUAUUAGUUUUCAGGCCAGGGAUCUCAUCCGCAGGCUUUUGGUGAAGGAAGCAGAGCAUAGGCUGGGUACGGAAACCGGAGCUGCUGAGAUCAAGAGGCACCCGUUCUUCGAGGGCUUGAACUGGGCGCUGAUUCGCUGCGCCAUUCCGCCCCAAAUCCCCGAGUUUCACGAUGUUUGGAAUCAGCAAAUGGCGCCCCCUCAUGACAAGGGGACGAAGUUUGUCAACUGUAGUGCCGGUGAAGAACAUCUGGAAUUCGAGUUGUUCUAGAAAUAGUAAGAAGAUGCUCGUCUGAAACAAGUCCGGUGCAGGUGAUGCGCAUCUUGAUCCAUCAGACCGUCCCAUGCGGAGAAAUGCAUGCACUGGAUACUACUGUGUCGGUUGAACUAGUAGUUUGCCGGUCGCUGCUACUGCAUGUCCCAUCUCGAGUUGAGUUGGGCCGAACCCGAAAGUUCGAGUACUUGCACAUUCUCUCAGUCCCCUCCAAAAAGAAAAAUACUGUUUGGUAAGAUGGUUUAGAAAACAUGAGAAAGGUUUGAUUGGAUGCUUUUCAAGAAUUCAUGGAAAGAAAAUUAUUCAACUUGUGACUUGUGAAUGUUUGGUUGAAUACCAUUGAAAACAUUUCUUCUCCUUGUUUGGUUGUGAACAUGUUUUAUUUAUGGUAUAGGUUGUGUACAAA